Messenger RNA from Vairimorpha ceranae, 2592 nucleotides. Its product is annotated as formin-like protein. The record is from RefSeq and is a predicted model, not a curated record. The coding region runs from base 1 to 2592 and encodes 863 amino acids. The transcript has a single exon. NCBI's taxonomy places the organism in Eukaryota, Fungi, Microsporidia, Nosematidae.
AUGAAUCCAGAUAUAAAAAAGAAUUUUGAAAAUAAUGCAAAAAAACCUUUGUAUGUAAAUAAUCCUAGUUUAAAAAUAUUAGAAAAAAUUGAGAAAAUCUCUAUUAGUGAAGUAAAGAAACAAUUUAAAAAGCCUCAAGUUAAAGAUAACAGACAGAAAAUAAAUAUUUGGAAAAUAUCUCCUAAAAUUUUUCUAAUAGGAGAGGUUUGGGAUGGAGAGACAAAUUUUUUGGACUGUAAAAAUUUCACUGGUGAUGUACAGAAAUAUUUAGAGAAAACAAGACUAAAUAAUAAUUAUCUUUAUUAUACAACAAAUGAAAAUACAAAAUUAUCAGGGAGUAUUUUAUGCCUUAAAAAAAUUUUAUACGAUUGUAAUUUUUUUGGAGAAAUUUCAAAUUCAAUUUAUUCUUGGUUACAGCUUAGUGAUACAAAUGUGGCUUUUAUAGAAGUAAACUAUGAAAAAUUAACUUUGUUUGCAAUUUUAAUAGAAUGUGUGAAUAUUUAUUUAACAGAGAAGAUUAAUAUAGGUUUAAUUUUUUCAAAUUUUGAACAUUUUAAAAAAAAUAUUACUGAUUUAAAUACAAUUGAUAGAUACAAAAAAUAUUUUUACAAUCUCUAUUGUAAAAAAAAUGAUAGGCUAGCAACAUUAAAGUUGCACCAAAUAAUUAUUUCUAAUUACCCAAAAAUAGAAGGAUUUGACAACUUCAAGAUUUCUUUUUCAAUUCACCAAAAUCAGAAAAAUAUAACUAAAACUAAAGAUGUCGAUGAUAUUGAUAUCAUUUAUAAAGAUAAUUUUUAUAUUGUAUUAAAUAAUCUUAAUAUGGAAAUAACUGAUGAUAUUAAUUUUACUAUAGAUUUUAUAAAUAAAGAUAAAAAAAAGACAAUUUUCGAGUUUCCAUUUAAUGUAUUUUUUUACGAUCAAGGUGUAUUUAGAUACAAUAAAGAGGAUGUUUUAACUGAUAUAAAAUCUAAAUUUCAAGAUGAAUUUAAUUUUGAUUUAGUUUUUUUGGAAACUGAAAAUUAUAUUAAUUUAAGCUUAUAUGAAAACAAAUACAAUAUUAUUCAAGGAAUAAUAACAAUUAAUGAGCUUUUUAAAAGAAAUAAAAAUGAUAGCAAAUUUGAAAUGUUAUUUAAAAAGGGAUACGAAAAGAAUAUAGCUACAUUUUGCAGUUUAUUGAAUUAUUCAAAUGCAGAAGCAAGUUCUUUGAUUUCGUUGCUUGAAAAAAAAGGCUACACAAAUCUUUUUUCUCAAGGCAAAUCUCUUAAAACUACUUUUAUACAUUUCCAAAAAACAAAGAACACGGAAGAAUAUAAAAUAUUAAAACAAGAGGACAUUAUACCAAUAAAACCUUUUGAUAAAGAUAACCUGUAUAAAAAUAUACUAAAUAAAGAUUUACCGGAUAUUGAACUCAUUAAAGAUGAGGAAAAACCUUCUCUUAUACUAAAAAACCCCACCAAAAAGUUUGUAUUGAAGAAGAAAAAGAUUUUAGUUGAAAAUGUAAAUGAAAUGAAUUGUAAAGCUUUAAGACCCCUACAUUGGGUACCGAUAAAUGAUAAUGAUGGUACUAUAUUUAAAGACCUGGAUAUUUAUAAAUCAAAAUUAGAUGUUGAAAAGUUUAAAAAAUAUUUUUGUGUUAAUAGCAAAGAUACAGAACAUAUAAACAAUAAUCAGUUAAAUCAGGCAGUUACUGUUAUUGAUCAAAAAAGACUUUUUCUUGUUUCUUUAGCAAUAAGCCAUUUAAACAAAAAAAAUAUCAAUCCAAAAAACAUAUACGAUAUGUUAAUUAAUAAUCCAAAAGAUAUUUUUAUACAAGAUUUAUUAAAUUUGGAACAUGUUUUUCCGACAUAUGAAGAGACGUAUGUUUUAGCAAAUUAUGACUUUUCAAAAUUGAUGCCAGAAGAAAAAAUUAUGUUAGAAUAUUCAAAGUUAUUAGAAGUUAAAAAGAUAGUUAAAAUUUUGUUAUUUGAACGCAAAUUUUUUGAUGAAAUAUUUCUUAUUGAAAAUUUAUUAGAAAAAAUAAAAUUUACAUUUGAUAAAAUAAUAGAAAGUAAAGAUUUUAAAAUUAUUUUAAAAAUGAUAUUAGACAUAGGAAAUUUGAUUAAUUAUGAUUUUUCUGCUAGAAAAAAGAAAUCGGCCGGGUUUAUGUUAUCAAGCAUAUAUCUUUUUGUAGAUUAUAAAGGACACGAGGAUUAUUCGUUAUUUCAAUUUUUUAUGGAAAGUAUGGAAUACAAUAGCAUUUCAAUAAAUUUACAGAGAGAUUUUAAAUACCUUAAUAUAAUAAGAAAAGAACAGAUUAUAAAGAUAAAAGAAAAAAUUAAUUUUUUGAUUAAACAGUACAAAGACAAUCUUCAAAUGUAUUAUACAUUAGAAAAUGAUAAGGCAACAUUUACAAACUUUUUUUUAUUUGUAGCUGAUAAGUUAACAAAUAUAAAAAGUAAUUAUGAAAAAUGUACGGAAAAAAUUGUACUAAUUAAAAAGCUUUUUAAUGAAGAUGAUAAAAGGAGUAUAAUUGAUAUGCUUGAUUGUAUUGCUUACUUAAUAAGUAAAAUUACAAAUUAUAAGCAGCCUAUUUAUGAAACUAAUAAUAGAUAA